Molecule: messenger RNA, 4746 nt
Organism: Drosophila grimshawi
Lineage: Eukaryota; Metazoa; Arthropoda; Insecta; Diptera; Drosophilidae
Gene: sns
Product: nephrin
Exons: 21
Coding region: 1-4389 (1462 amino acids)
Biological process (GO): cell-cell adhesion
Cellular component (GO): cell-cell junction
Molecular function (GO): cell adhesion molecule binding
Source: RefSeq, a predicted model, not a curated record
AUGUGUACUGUUCUCUUCGUCCUUUUUAUUCAGCUGUAUUGCUAUGUUAUAUUGUCGGUGCUGCUGUUGCUGUUGCAGCCAGUUGCAUGCAGCGCGCAGCAGCAAAAGUUUCGCACGACGCCGCACGAUCUGCAGGUGCUGGAGGGUGCCGAGGCGAUGAUGCGUUGCGAGGUCGCCAAUCUUGCCGGUGCGGUACAGUGGACAAAGGAUGGCUUCGCCUUGGGUUUCUCCACAGUGAUACCUGGCUAUCCGCGCUACUCGGUGCUCGGGGAUCGCAAACAGGGCAUCUACAAUCUGCGCAUCUCGAAUGCAUCCAUCAACGAUGAUGCCGAGUAUCAGUGCCAGGUGGGCCCAGCUCGACUCAAUUCGGCAAUUAGAGCCAAUGCCAAGCUGACUGUCAUCUCACCGCCAUCAUCGAUCGAGAUCAAAGGCUAUGGCCACAACGCCAAAGUGGAGGUCCGUGAGAAUCAGGAUUUGACACUCAAGUGCAUCGUGGCGAAUGCGAAGCCGGAAGCCCAAAUCGUUUGGUAUCGUGGCAAUGUUGAAUAUAAGCCAGAUAAGCGCGACGAUAAAGUGUCGGAAUCGACGCCGAAGCGCUACACAACAACCUCCAGCCUGAAGCUGAAGCCCGGCGCGAAUGAUGAUUACGCGGAAUACACCUGCCAGGCGAAGCAUCGGGCCCUGUCGCCGGACAUGCCCAUGCGUGCCACCGUGCAACUGUCCGUGUUGUAUCCACCCGGACCACCAUAUAUCGAGGGUUAUUCGCCCAGCGUCACCCUGCGACGUGGCCAGACCGUGGAGCUGAGUUGUCGCAGUCACGGUGGCAAUCCACCGGCACAGCUCAUCUGGUACAAGAACAACUCCCAGAUACGCAUGGCCUACAGGACCGCUGGCCGCCUGUCGGAAAACAUUUACACGUUCACCGCGGAGGCGGGCGACAACAAGGCUCGUUUCCGGUGCGAGGCAAGCAAUGUGAUGUCCCAGACGCCGCUCAAGGCGGAAGUCGAUUUGACUGUACUAUUCGCACCUUCGCAAGUGACAGUGACGGGACCGACGGAGGCGCGCGUCGGCGAUGUGGUGCCACUGAUGUGUGCCACGGCGCCCUCGAAUCCGCCCGCAGAGAUCAAGUGGAUGGUGGGUGGUCGUCAAAUACGCAAUGCCACCACCAAGACGACAGUCAGCCCCGAAGGCGGCUCCAUAACCACCUCGAAUUUCACCACUACCGUGGAGCCGAAUAAGCGUUCCUUGGUUGUCAUCUGUCAUGGCCUCAACAUGCAACUAACGGAAAAUGUUGUUGCCACACACACGAUCAAUGUGCUAUAUCCGCCCGCGCCGCCAUUAAUUUCGGGCUAUAUAGAAGGACAAAUUAUACCAGCUGGGUCGGUGCAAAAACUGCUCUGUGUCUCAUCGGGCGGCAAUCCGCUGGCAACGUUAACGUGGUAUAAAAACGACAAGCGGAUUAACUCUGUCAUUCGAACUGCUGACAGGUCGGUUUCAGCUGAAAUAACGAUACUGGCCAAUGUGACCGACAAUCAGGCGCAAUAUCGUUGCGAGGCCUCGAACAGUGCCACCGAAAUUCCACUCUUCGAGUCCACCACGCUCAGUGUGCACUUUGCGCCAGAGACGGUAAAAAUACGCAUUGAACCGGAAGAGCUGAGACCUGGCACAGAGGCAACCAUCAUUUGCGACUCGAGCUCAAGCAAUCCGCCGGCAAAGCUGUCCUGGUGGAAGGAUGGCAUAUCCAUUGAAGGCAUUAAUAAUACGUCGAAGCCAGGUCUGUGGGGUGGCACCGUGUCCACGCUCGAGUUCAGGCUAAACAUCAGCCAGGAAAUGAACGGUGUCGUCUACACUUGCCAAAGCGCCAACGAGGCACUGCAGCGCAGCGUCCACGAGGCAACUAGCCUCAAUGUCCUGUUUGGGCCCAAGUUUGUACCGCCCCCGUCGACGACCUCGGUGGGCUUGGAGGGUGAAUCGCUGCAGGUGCCGCUGCAGGCGAAUGCGAAUCCGGAGCUAAUCAACUACACGUGGAUAAAGAACGGUGCGGUUAUACCACAGGAUAACCCUGGCGAGCAUCGCAUCUUUGCCGAUGGUGCCGUACUCAACUUUACCAAGCUGCAUCGCGAAGAUUCUGGCAUCUAUUCCUGCACCGCCAGCAAUUCACAGGGCAAGGCCAGCAUCAACAUAACAGUUGUCGUCGAAUAUGGCACCACCAUCAAGUCCGUGUCGGAGAAUAUCAUUGUCAGUCCCGGCGAGGAUGCAAUGCUCUCGUGCAGCGUCGAAGGCAAACCCCUCGAACACGAUCAUGUCAAAUGGGAGCGGGUCGGCUACGAGAUGAAGGACAAGACCACAACGACCUUCACAAAUGGAACUGCCUAUUUGCACAUUAAGAACGCCCAGCGCGAAGAUGUCGGCAAUUUCCGAUGUGUGGCCGACAAUCAUGUCGCGAAUCCCACCAAUCGCGACGUACUCCUCAUUGUUAAAUUUGCACCCGAGAUUACCAAGUCGCCUACGUUGCUGCGUGCAGCAAGUGGCACCGGGGAACGCGGACGGUUGCCUUGCCGGGCACAGGCAUCGCCGAGGCCGCAAUUUAUUUGGCGUCAAGAGCAGAAGGAGCUGCCCAUCAAUCGUACGUCCAAAUACGAAGUGGAGGAGCGCAAGAUCGACUCCCUCACCUACGAGUCGACGCUGAUUGUCGAGAAAGUGGCGCCUGCCGAUUACGGUGCCUACGAGUGUAUCGCACGCAACGAACUCGGCGAGGAUGUGGAAACGGUGCGAUUGGAUAUAACAUCGCCCCCAGAACCACCGCUCAGUCUCAACAUACUGAAUGUCACCCACGAUACGGUGACUGUCGCUUGGACUCCCGGUUUCGAUGGCGGUUUAAAGGCGUCUUACCGUGUGCGAUAUCGCAUGGUUGACCGCGAGCAGUACAAAUACAUUGAUGGACUUGCCAACAGUCACAAGCUUACCAUCCCCGGCCUGCGUAUGAAUACUCUAUAUCUGUUUUCGGUCAUGUCAUGGAAUGAUUUGGGACAGAGCUCCUACCUGCCGGAUUUGACGCGUGCCCAGACCAAAGAGGCGCCACCGCCAUCGCAGCCCGCUUCAUCAUUGGGUGGCGGACCACCGACUACCAGCCAAACGCCGUUAGGCGGCACCUCGGGUAUGCUGCUAGUGGGCGUGGCAGCUGGCAUAACGGUUGUGCUGCUCAAUAUCUUUGUCAUCGGCUGCUGCCUGCACAAGCGCAACGAGAAGCGUCUGAAGCGAGUGGCGGAAACUACAAAUCAACCAGGCAAAACGGCGACCAUCGAAAUGUACGCGCCCAGCUCGUACAAUGACACCGUUACCGGCGAGACACUGUCCAGCGUGUCGGAGAAGAGCGAGUCCUACUCCAAUGAGGGCAGUCAGCCGGAAUACAUUGAUGAGGCGCGAAAGAAGGCAGCAUCGACGUAUCUGGUGGAGAGUGCGGAUAUGCCGCCGCCCAGAUAUCAAAAGGAUGGCACACUGCCAGCAUUAUAUCCAAAUAAUAUGGUGAAUGCGUGCACGCUGCCCCAUCCGAGGCAUAAUCAGGGGCAUGCCGCUGUGAUGGCAGCCGCUGCUGCUGCUGCUGCUGGCCACAUGACGCGCGACGAUCAGAUGCUCAUCGGCAAGGGCGUCUAUAUACCGUCCCCGUCGCCCGCGCCGCCACCAGAUGGAUCCUACUACAACAUGAAUAGUGAACGAUAUCUCUCCUAUCCGCCAAUGGAAUAUCCUGGUGCGUUGGAUUUCAGCACGCCGCCGUUGCCGCUGGCUGUGCCACUGACGCAUCUGCAGCCGCUGCCCAUCACGGUGACGUCACAGGCGGCACUGUUGGCCAGCAAUGGGACAGCAACGCUGAUUGGCAAUGGCAGUGCCACAGGUGGAGGCACCUUGAGGCGUGGCAUACUGCGGGGCGUGGUCGGUGGUCCGCCGCCCGAUGUUACGCAUCACACGUCGACCGGAGUCGGAGGCGGGCAAAUGUUGCACGAUCUGCAACAUCCGAUCAAUCUGAGUGCCACAACGCUGACGACGAGCACAAUGCUCAAUGGGAGCAUGACGACAGCGUUGCCACUUGCCACAUCAACGCUGCCCCGCCAGCCACACGGCAUUCUCAAGGAUCCCAAUCGCAACAGGCAGCAGCAGCAGCAACAGCAGCAACAAUUGCUUAAUGCCAGUCUGCCGAUGGGCAGCCUGCAGAUCCUCAAUCUGCCAGUGAGCAGCGCCCAGCUGGGCAGCAAUCUGCUGAUGACAACCAGUGCCACUUACGAUCCGGCGUCCCUCACCACCUUCAACGGGACGGCGGGCAUCAGCAGCAGCGUGGGGGCGGGGCAGGGUGUCCAGGUUGCCUACACCGAUGCAGACGGGCAUCUCGUAUAGCUGUAGGCGGAGACUGGGACAACAACAGCAGCAGCAGCAGUGGAGUCGUCCCGGUACUGAGUGAGGUUAUUAUCCAAUAAUGGUAACUACAUCCUUACAUCUACAUAACACAUGUACAGUUGCGCUCAAGAUUAUAGCACCACUACGACAACUUUUUCCUUACGAAUGAAAAAGCAAAAAAAAAAAUAUUUAAAUAAGUUGAAAACAGUGCAUAACAUUAUGGUUUUUUCUUGCCCUGUUUUUUAAGAGUCUUCUUGCACAUCGAAGAACAUGCAAGCAUUUCUUGUGAGAAAGUGGAGCUAUUAUUUUGUUCGCAGCUGUACAUCUACAUACACACAUAUACAUACACAUAUACAC